AUGCAUGCGAUUUUCUCUCGCAGGGUCUUCGUCGUUGGUUCUUCUUCUUCUUCUUCUUCUUCUUCUUCUCUUCUGACCAAACUGGUGAAGAAGCAGCCAAGCCAGAGUCGCCGCCAUUUCCUGAGCCAUCUUCCUCCUUCUUGCCUCAGCUCAUCUUCUUCUUCUUUGAUCAAUCGUCGCUUUGUUCCUUCUCUAUCGCGAUCGGAGAAAGUUCAUGGCUUCUUCACAAGCACGUUCGGAAACACCAAUCUAAAGCUCAAAAUCGGGAAUGUUUUGGAAUCUAGAGUUGGGUUCUUCAGUUCUGAGCUUCCUAGUGUUGGAUUCGAGUCUAAGGGUUUUACUGGGUUUCAAAAGCGUGGAUGGAAGUCUUGGUUUAAUGGAGCUAAUGGUGUAGUUUUUGGGUUGAUCAUAGCGAAUGCUGCUGUAUUUACAAUGUGGUGGGUUUCAGGCGAGGACAGAGAGUGGAUGCUAUCGACGUACAGUUUUGCGUCUGGACGUAUACACACGCUCAUAACUUCGGGCUUUAGUCAUAUUGGAACCAGUCAUAUCAUCUUCAACAUGAUUGGAAUCUACUACUUCGGAACCAGAAUUGCAAGAACCUUGGGGCCGUUCUACCUUUUGAAGCUGUACUUUGCUGGAGCACUUGGUGGCUCCAUUUUCUUCUUGACACCGCAUGCUAUCUUGGCUACACUCAAGGGUGAAGGAGUUGUCAUUGAGGAUCAAUCAAACCUCCCCAUUUCGCAGCUGGGUGCUGAAGGACCUGUGUAUGCCAUCACGCUGCUCGAUAUGUUUCUCUACCCAAAAGUUACUACAUACUUUGGGUUGAUGCUCCGAGCGCCUGUAAUGACUGGAAUUUUACACUUAGGACUCAACAUGUUACCGAUUCUGGAGGGGGAAAUUAACAGUAUGGCAUCAAGCUCGGGUCAGAUGGGAGGAGUUGUGGUUGCAGCGAUGGCGUGGGCAAGGAUAAGGAAAGGCCGAUUCUGA
Molecule: messenger RNA, 987 nt
Organism: Camelina sativa (false flax)
Lineage: Eukaryota; Viridiplantae; Streptophyta; Magnoliopsida; Brassicales; Brassicaceae
Source: RefSeq, a predicted model, not a curated record